Molecule: messenger RNA, 815 nt
Organism: Pelmatolapia mariae (spotted tilapia)
Lineage: Eukaryota; Metazoa; Chordata; Actinopteri; Cichliformes; Cichlidae
Gene: coxfa4a
Product: NDUFA4 mitochondrial complex associated a
Exons: 4
Coding region: 115-363 (82 amino acids)
Source: RefSeq, a predicted model, not a curated record
ACCCUCCUUCCGCCCUUUCUCAAGGAUUAAAUUGCGCACUGUUCUGGCAAGACUGCUCGUAAUCCUUUUAUUUGGGUACAAAGUCGGAUAACUUGGCACGUGAGGAACGACAAAAUGCUCGCCAUAGUCCGCAAACAACUUAGAAACCACCCAGCUCUGAUCCCCCUUUUCAUCUUCAUUGGUGGAGGAGCAGCCAUGUCUCUGUUGUACCUCGCCCGUCUGGGCUUGAGAAACCCUGAUGUCUGCUGGGAUCGCAAGAAUAAUCCAGAGCCCUGGAACAAACUUGGCCCAAAUGAUCAGUACAAGUUUUUCACAGUCAACAUGGACUACAGCAAGCUGAAGAAGGACCGUCCUGAUUUCUAAACAACAGCUGGACCACAAGCACAAAGAUCGGCAGAUCUGCACAAACUGGCCCAUUGUGAACGUUCCUCUGGAAAGCUUAAUGAUGCAGAGGCUUAACCCGCACAGAUGUUACAUAUUUAAGUUUCCUCAUUGCAUCCUAUUGGCUUUUUGAAAUUGAUUUACUCGCUGUCUCAUCAAUAAAGUACAGGAGUCUUUUCUCCUCUAUACAGAGAAAAUAAUUUGUUUUUAUUUUUUCAUGUUCUGUUGCCUGCUAUAUGCUUGUCCUGUCUUAAUUUGCAUCAUCACUUUCCAGCGUCUAAUAUGCAUACAUAUUGCAUCACUUUUCAGACCAAUGUCCACAACUUCUUUACAUUUGUCAUGUUCUGCUGCUGCUAUACCUGCUUUGCAUUCACCUAAUUUUAGCUUUGUCCUGCUUUAACCUGAUUAACAGUAAAUUAUGUACCACACUACUU